Physella acuta is the source of this 2142-nucleotide messenger RNA. Its product is annotated as glycoprotein-N-acetylgalactosamine 3-beta-galactosyltransferase 1. Gene Ontology annotation, molecular function: N-acetylgalactosaminide beta-1,3-galactosyltransferase activity. Gene Ontology annotation, cellular component: membrane. Lineage: Eukaryota; Metazoa; Mollusca; Gastropoda; Physidae. The record is from RefSeq and is a predicted model, not a curated record.
ACAAACAUUAUGGCGACUGGGCUGACUGAUCCACGCAUGCGUCUUUGUUGACGUAAACAUGACAUGAGCUACAGUACAGCCUUGAUUUCUUACUGCUAGUGACGUAAUUAGGUCACAUUAUGAUGCUGUACUGCCAGCGGAUCCGUUUAGAGUGUGUUAUGUCCCUCUUUAAGAAAACCAGCGUUCAUUUCAUUCUGGGGAUAUGUCUUGGACUAAGUUUUUCAUUCAUCCUGUAUGUUUAUGAGAAGACAAAUGAACAUAACAGUUUACUCAUUAGAAGUAUUGGACUUCAUUUGGACAACAAUAAUCACGUCAACUGUGAAAACAAUGCCAGAAAUAUUAACCCAGAAUUUUCUCGAUUUCCGGUAGGAGCUGCAAGUAAACCUCACCAGCAGAAGUUGGUCGAGUCGCAGUAUCACCAUGAUGAUGAUUUGCUUGCUAAAGAACUUCACAGCAAGGUUAGAGUGGCAUGUUGGAUCAUGACGUCACCUGACACUUUACUCAGUAAAGCCAUCCACAUCAAGAACACCUGGGCCAAACGUUGUAACUUGGUCCUGUUCAUGAGUUCUGUUGCUGACCCAGAAUUUCCAGCCGUUGGACUCGAUGUUCCAGAGGGCAGAGAACACCUGACAGCCAAGACGAUGAAGGCGUUUAAAUAUCUGUACGAUCACCACAUGGAAGACGCGGAUUGGUUCUUAAAAGCUGAUGACGACACAUACGUCAUCGUAGAGAAUCUUCGGUACCUCCUGCUAAACGAAGAUCCCGCCCAGCCGGUUUACUUUGGCCAGAGAUUUAAACCCUACGUCAGGCAGGGGUACACAAGUGGUGGGGGUGGAUACGUCUUAAGUAAGGAGGCGUUAAGACGUUUUGGGGAGGAGGGUUCUGUAAACGCCAAGAUCUGUGCCAAAGAUGGCGGACCGGAGGAUGUUUAUAUGGGGAAGUGCAUGCAGAACUUGGGCGUCAAGUUAAAAGACUCGACAGACUCGCUCAACCGUUCCAGGUUUCAUUGUUUUAAUCCAGAGACUGUGCUCAAAGCACGUUUUCCUAAGUGGUUCAUCAAUUUCGAUGUUUUAUCUGGGAGAGGGGGCAUUGAGAACAUCAGCGACUACGCCGUGAGCUUCCACUACAUCCAUCCCAACCAGAUGUACACCCUGGAGUUUUUUAUCUAUCACCUACGUCCUUAUGGCAUUUUAAACAGUCCGCAGAGUCUAAACAAGCUUUAACCCACACAGAGUCUAAAUAAGCCUUAGCCUACACAUAGUAUAAACAAGCCUUAGCCCACACAGAGUAUAAACAAGCCUUAGCCCACACAGAGUAUAAACAAGCCUUAGCCCACACAGAGUAUAAGCAAGCCUUAGCCCACACAGAGUAUAAAAAAAGCACACAUAUAGUCUUAAUAAGCUAUAACCCAUAGAGUUUAAAAAUGGUUUAACCCACAAAGUCUCCUGAAAAUUUAGCCCUUAUAACAACAAUAUGGUUGAGCCCACAUAAUCUCAAUGAGGUUUAGUAACAGCUUGAAGUAUCUAAUCCACCAUGUUUUAAUCAAUAACAGAAAGUACUGCAUUCAAUUUAAUAAUCGCCAUGCAUUUUUGUGUGUACUUUUUUAGAAAGUGUAAGCCUAGCAAUCUAGCAUACAGAUGUUAUUUAAUAAUUUUGAAUUAUCAAAUGAAAUUUUUUUGUAAAUAAAAUUAGAAAGUUAAGUGCAGUAGUCAGGUAUCAAGUAGUUCUGAUCAGUAUUAGUUUAUGUGUGCCGAAAAUGUGUUACACAAGCUAUGUGUUGUAGUCUAUAUAAUAUGUGUCAUAAAACUAUAGUUUGUGAGCAUGAAUGUAACCUUUAGUUUGGCUAUGCUUAAAAGUUGUGCCUUCUCAUGUUUGUAGAUAUAAAUCCGGACUAUAUGGAAAAUAAAACUAUUGGUCUAACUCCGUUAACGGCAAAGGUAUAAUCUCCUCUCUCCUUCACCCCCCCCCACCCCCAAAGUAUCGUGUUAUUAUUGGACACAUCCAAUAAACUGUUUGGUAAUAUGUAGUAAGAACGAGUAAAGAGCUAUAACUCCUUAUUAUUUAAGUUAUUAAUCAUACAGUUAUAUCCCUUUAAAGCUUUUAAUCCAUCAAAGUUUCAGGUUGAUUAGUCCUAAUGUCACA